AUGUGGCUUGAAGGUGGGAUUGUAACCAAGGUUCCUCCUGUCCAGACAGAGAGGACCAUGACAACCACAACUGCAGCUACUACAAGAAAACCAACCAUGGAAAAGAGCGGUAGCACUGGCGGAGAAUCCCUCCUGUUGUCUUCCACCACCACCAGGUUGUAUUCCACAGCCGAUGGGACGGAAAUGGAUCUUCCCUACAACAAUGACAUGGGCGUUUCUUCUUCUACCGAGGAUCAGCAGUCGUUUGCAGUCCACCCCGAUGAACCCAACUUGUACCAAAUUCCAGCUGGUUUGCACCCAAUCUACCAACCAUUGCCCGUCAUGUUACAAGUCACAGUUUGGUUGGUGUCGGCCGUGACUGCUGCUCUUUGGACAUACUAUCGAAAGCAACAAAAAUUAACUUGGGUGAGUCCCCUGGUGGCCCUGGCCAAUAAUCAAGUGAGCAUCAAAAGACUGUUGGGUUUUGUGGUCAAAACACUUGUCAUGGCAACAGUGAGCCAGACGCUCCUGCAAGAAUUGCUGACACCACCCACACGGAUCGCAACACAAGAUUUGAUCCGCAAGUACAUUCUACCCUCCAAGUUGUCCCAAUUUGAAUCCGUGCCACUCCAACUCCCCAGUGCAACCGAUGGUACUACCAGCACUACUACUACUGACUUGGGGGUACAUUACCUCCAGUACCAGCAACAACAAACAACUCAAUCACCGCAGCCACAAUUCCAAGCGCUGUAUAUGAAUCAUGGAUUUGGUGCUUCGUCGCUCUCCUGGCUACCGGUUCUUCCUCGCAUGGUGGAUCGUUUGCGGACACGAGUGGGAUUGGGCCAUGAUGCGGUAGGAUUUGGAUUCACUGAUCGACCCGCCACAAAGUCGGCUUUUACGCCCACGGGAUCUGCUGCCAUUGGAACGUCACUGUUGCAGCCCAAAUUGCUACAUGCUGAAAAUAGUGAUGAUGAUAAACCCGUCCUCUUGAUGGGACAUUCCAUGGGAUCCUUGGCCACAUUGCAAAUGGCACUGUCCUUGCCAUCCAACACUCGAAAAUGGGUUGUUUUGGUAGCUCCAGCGCUGGGAAUGAGACCAACCAUAAAGGACAAUAGGAAACAGAGCAAGGGUCCCCUGAAAUGGGUAUCGCAGGGCUUUGCCAAGGGAGGCAGUGCCAUUGGUCGAUACGGCCUCCGGAGACUUGUGGGGGGCAAAAACUUUUGGCGCAAAGGAUUGGAGACGGUAUGGGGAGAUUCCAAAAGACUUUUGGAUGGAGAUGUUUUGCGGUUUCAGUGGCCAGCCAUUGGUCUGGGCUGGGAAGAUGGGAUGCUCCGGUUUACGCAAGCCAUGGCAACAGAACCGACAACCUUGACAGAUCAGGAACUAGUGGAACAAGUUUUGAAUGCUGACAGCAAUGCGGUCAUUACCGUAAUUGUGGGCGGCAAUGACAAGGUGGUGUCCAGCAAGGUGGUCCAAAACUUUUUGGCCCCCUAUGGUGAUCGCAUCCGCAUUGUGGAAAUGGCAGGGCUGGGACAUGAUCCCUUUGAAGAAGAUGUGGACGGAUUCAUCAAUCUACUGGAACAGCUGCUGGAAGAAGACAAGGAAAGAAUAUUGAUAAACCAAUAG
Molecule: messenger RNA, 1605 nt
Organism: Seminavis robusta
Lineage: Eukaryota; Bacillariophyta; Bacillariophyceae; Naviculales; Naviculaceae
Source: the annotation of a GenBank genome assembly